UGAGGCCCAAAGCUACGGCCCAUGGAACCCUGCCCAGCAGCGGCCCACCACUCGCUGUGGAGGAAACGAAUAAGUUCGGCCCAGCGACUGAACUCGUUCCAUCAACUCGUGAACCAUCCCUCGCGACUCGCGAGAAAGCCGUGACUCGUCAGUCGUCAUCAUCGAAGAAAGGUAGCUGCUCUCAGUUUGGAGCUCUGCCAUCGUAGAUUGUUUGUUUACCAGAGCUCCUGAUUCCUUCCCGUCGCUGAGAAUGAAGUUUCUAGAUUGGUAUGUGAAGAUUGCCGCCGGUUCUGCUUUGAUCGGAGCUUCCAUGGAGUUCUUCAUGAUCAAGACGGGCUUCUAUGAUAAGGUGACGGUUCUGGAGUCCGAGAAACGUGCUUGGGAGAAUUCGCCUGAAGCUCAGGCGAUGAGAGACGCUUUGAAUCCAUGGAGAAACCACGAGAAGCAGUCAGAAAAGAGUGCCUGAUGGUCUUCAAAUCGACCCGAGCCCAAAGUGGAGCAAAUCCAGCUGGACUACUUCAGUCUGCCUACUGACUACGGAGUAGUUCUCUCACCUGUUCUCUGCCUGUUGCUGCUGCUUACAGUGUUUGUCUUCUCCUUCCCCCUAAUUUUGGUGUUAUAGCUAUAUGGUACACUACACACAAUGAACAACCAAGUACUCAAUCCGAAUUCUGCAGACAUAUUUAGCUUCUCUUUUUUAGGUUGAACUUCAGUUAGUUCUCUAUUUAUGAUCCUUAGAGGGCACUAUGUGGUUCUAUUCUCUGCUUGAGAAUCCCACUGCUUAGUUGGAUCGUUCUUGAUGUUUCGGAUGUCGAAUGUCGGAUGAAGCCAUGAACAUUCAAUUGAUUCCUUGUAUAAGUCUUGAAAGAGAGUAACAUUUGAGUAUUUGCCAUUUCGAUGUGAUUGUUGAUGUAUGAAAAAACAUUCCCAGGGAAGCUAGGUAGCUUGACUUUUUGCCAUCUUUUCUGUUUUGUUUUGUUGCGUGAAGGAUCAGUUUGUGAAUGAUAUAGACAUGACGACAUUAAAAGAGGGGUUAGGAUUCAUGAACUUCUUGUUGGAGCUUCUGGUCAGUAGUGGAGGACAUUAAUUAGUGUUGAUCGCAAGUUGAUUAGAGCUCUAAUGACAUGAUUAUUUUUGUACCAAAUCUUAAGGGAUGAAGAUUGAAGAUUGUGAUGUUUGAGGGUGCGUCGGUAGAUCCAUCCUCAAGUGCCAUUUCAUCUCUGUUGGCAUAUGCUUUAUGUAAUUUUGUCUUCCUUUCUUCACAAUCGUGAUGGUACCAAUUUCCUUG
Linum tenue is the source of this 1288-nucleotide messenger RNA. The record is from the annotation of a GenBank genome assembly. Lineage: Eukaryota; Viridiplantae; Streptophyta; Magnoliopsida; Malpighiales; Linaceae.